Vicia faba (fava bean) is the source of this 384-nucleotide messenger RNA. Lineage: Eukaryota; Viridiplantae; Streptophyta; Magnoliopsida; Fabales; Fabaceae. The record is from the annotation of a GenBank genome assembly.
AUGUAUACAACUUCACGUAAAAAGGAUUGUUUCGCAAUAACUGUCGGCACUGCCAAACAUUUCAAAGCUUCCAAGUUCGGGUGGUAUUUUAAGUCUUGCCUGGGAUUCAAAUCUUCUAACAAGUCACUCAGCGAGAAAUUUAAGUGUGACUGUGGAGUUAAAGAUGUCAAACCGGUCACUAAAUUCAAAAUAGAAGUUAAAGUUGAAUAUGAUAACCACAAAGGGACCUUUGUAUUUUGGGAUAAGGAUUAUAUACCAUGCACUAAAAUGAUUGCUAAAGAAUUAAGACAACUCAUGAAGGCUGGAGAGGACAACCCUAAGAUUUGGCCAGCUCACCUAGACAUUUUGUUGAAUAAGGACAUGGCAUUUCGUAUCAAGUAUUAA